ACUUCAAAGUCUUCGGUAAACUGUGAGAUUACAUAUAGUGUAAGCGGCAUUACCCUUUUAUAUCCUUCUUAGGGAAAAUAUGCCAACACUGUUCCUGUACUAGAGCCAGCUCCCGUUAGUGGACGUUGAUAUCCAACAAACUUGUAGGUUCACUCCAAACAUAGGUAGAUAGAAGGAGGUGAAAAAAAAUUCAUGAUUACAUGCUUUUUCCUUGUUGAACUUAUUUCCUUGCUGUUCUUGUUUGAAAAGCUCUGAAAGGGAAAUAAUCACCUCUUGUUGAGUCCUUGGCACGAUUUAAGUCACUUUAUCUAAUUUUAGUUUUUAUUGUGAUGUAUACAUAACAGAAGGCUGUAUAAAACAUAAGUACAUUUUUAAGAAUUAUAAUUAAGCAAACACUUGAUCACCACCCCUCAGGUUAGGAAAUAAAGCAUUGCCAAAAACUUAAAUAUGCAUUCUCAGCAGAGGUGAUUGCCUUUUGAGGAGGUAAAAAAUCGUUCUUGUUGGGUGGGGGUGAGAGGGCAAAAAAACCCUUAGAUAAUACAAUAGUUUGUGGCCCUCCAAAGAGCCAUAGUACGUAAACUGUGGUAUUAAAUUUUCAUGUGGAGGGGUAGGGUGAGAACAUGAUUAGGGGAAAAAAAAAGUCUUAAGAAAGCACCUUUGGGGUACAGUAAUUACAAUAUGUUGAAAAAUACUGCCUUAGAAGCUCCCUGAAUGAGUUUCUGUGAUUCCAUCUCCUCCGGCAAGAGACAUGGCCCAUGGACAUGGACAUGAACAUGGUCAUAGUAAAAUGGAACUUCCAGAUUAUAAACAAUGGAAUAUAGAAGGGACACCGUUAGAAACUGUCCAGGAGAAGCUGGCUGCACGAGGGCUAAGGGAUCCAUGGGCCCGCAAUGAAGCUUGGAGAUACACUGGUGGCUUUGCAAAUAAUGUUUCCUUUGUUGGUGCAUUAUUAAAAGGAUUCAAAUGGGGAUUUGCUGCAUUUGUGGUAGCUGUAGGGGCUGAAUAUUACCUGGAGUCCCAGAAAAAAGAUAAGAAGCAUCACUGAAGAUAAUACCUGGAAUUAUCUUUUAAUGUCUUCUUAACUCUCUUAUAAAAAGAAGAUUUCUUCACUGUAGCCUACUCAUCUGUGUGUUUGUUCCUUACUUGGUUCUAGUAAGAUUUAAUA
This is a messenger RNA of Aethalodelphis obliquidens (Pacific white-sided dolphin), 1165 nucleotides long. RefSeq names its product NADH:ubiquinone oxidoreductase subunit B3 (gene NDUFB3). The record is from RefSeq and is a predicted model, not a curated record. Gene Ontology annotation, biological process: mitochondrial respiratory chain complex I assembly; electron transport chain. Lineage: Eukaryota; Metazoa; Chordata; Mammalia; Artiodactyla; Delphinidae. The transcript is spliced from 3 exons. Gene Ontology annotation, cellular component: respiratory chain complex I; mitochondrion. The coding region runs from base 749 to 1045 and encodes 98 amino acids.